Opisthorchis viverrini is the source of this 444-nucleotide messenger RNA. RefSeq lists its product as hypothetical. NCBI's taxonomy places the organism in Eukaryota, Metazoa, Platyhelminthes, Trematoda, Opisthorchiida, Opisthorchiidae. The record is from RefSeq and is a predicted model, not a curated record. The transcript is spliced from 2 exons. Bases 1 to 444 code for a protein of 147 amino acids.
AUGCAAUUGAAGGAUCGUCUCCCGGCAAACAGAACCAAGGACUCUGUCUACAAAAUUAAGUGUAACGACUGCACCAAGGUCUAUAUAGGACAGACGGCCAGGGAACUACACAUCAGAAUCGAAGGGUAUAUUAGAAAAACAAACAGGCCGCCCAGGAAUGCAGAUGAAUAUCAAGCGUUACUGAAAGACUCGGCAAUUGCGGAACAUGCACUGGACACGGGACUACGGUUCACAUCACAGAGACUGAUGGCCGAGGCGGUAGAAAUCGCCAAGCAUCCCAGUGUUAACAGAAUGGAAGGCGUGGAACUGGCAAGCGAUUUGAUUGAAAUAUUCAAUAUAAAUAUUCCUUACAAACCAAGGAAAUCGGAGGUCAUUCGCAGAAUUCUAAACAGGGCUAACAUAAGAGUAGCUUUCCAGUGGGGAACACUCUGCGCUCUGCACUGA